Molecule: messenger RNA, 2681 nt
Organism: Ricinus communis (castor bean)
Lineage: Eukaryota; Viridiplantae; Streptophyta; Magnoliopsida; Malpighiales; Euphorbiaceae
Product: AP2-associated protein kinase 1
Exons: 7
Coding region: 388-2454 (688 amino acids)
Biological process (GO): protein phosphorylation
Cellular component (GO): cytoplasm
Molecular function (GO): ATP binding; protein serine/threonine kinase activity
Source: RefSeq, a predicted model, not a curated record
AUAAAAAGUUCACACCUCUGAUCCUCGAUAACUAUAGCGGGCAAGUCACGUUCACGUACUCUCUAAUUUAAUUCCCUCACCGAAAGUGUCAAUUUCCUUUACCCUUCAACGCUUUGAAAAUUCACUACUCACCACUCACCUCUCACCUCUCUCUCUCUUUCUCCAUAUAUAUGUUACCUCGAUGCAAAGCACCCAUUUCUAUAUUCCCCUAUCUUUAAAUACCCUUUCUCUUUUCUCUUUGUAUGUUGUGAUUUUUUAGAUCUAAAAUCAGAUAGAUCUAUGAGUAGUAAUGGCUUGUUCUUUUAGAUUCUGAUUAUCUUCUGCUAUAUAGUUUUUUUUUUCUUGGCUCGAACGAAUCAAUCAGAAUUCUAGCAGUUAUACCUGAUCAUGUGGAGGUUCAAAUCCUUUACACAAAAAGAACCAGUGGGGCUUGAAGGUCGCUAUAUUGAUGUCGGAAAUCUUAAGAUACAUGUCCGAAAUGCCAUUGCUGAGGGAGGUUUUUCCUGUGUUUAUUUAGCUCUUGAUGCUAUGCAUGCAUCAAAACAAUAUGCUUUAAAGCAUAUGAUAUGCAAUGAUGAGGAAUCGCUGGAAUUAGCAUUGAAGGAGAUCAAUGUGAUGAAAUCAUUCCAAGGGCAUCCCAAUAUUGUUGCACUAUGUGCACAUGCUAUUUUGGAUAAGGGAAGGACAAAAGAAGCACUCCUUGUGAUGGAAUUUUGUGAGAAGUCUCUGGUUAGUGUGCUGGAUAGCAGAGGAGCAGGAUAUUUUGAGGAGAAACAGGUCCUUUCCAUUUUCAGAGAUGCAUGUAAUGCUGUUUUCGCAAUGCACUCUCAGUCUCCGCCUAUUGCACACAGAGACUUGAAAGCUGAGAAUCUUCUAUUGGGGCCUGAUGGAUCAUGGAAAUUGUGUGAUUUUGGGAGUACAUCUAUUAAUCACAAGCGGUUUGAGAAGCCUGAAGAUAUGGGUAUUGAAGAAGACAACAUCCGAAAGUACACAACCCCUGCCUAUAGAGCCCCUGAGAUGUGGGAUUUGCUGCGAAGGGAUCGUAUAAGUGAGAAGGUAGACAUAUGGGCCCUUGGGUGUCUCCUUUUUCGAAUAUGCUACUUCAAAAAUGCAUUUGAUGGGGAAUCAAAGCUUCAGAUAUUAAAUGGAAACUAUCGCAUUCCAGAUUUACCUAAAUACAGCAUGCCAGUGACAGACUUAAUCAGAGACAUGCUUCAAGCUUCACCAGACGACAGACCAGACAUCACGCAGGUAUGGUUUCGUGUUAAUGAGCAAUUACCAGUUAAUCUGCAGAAGUCGUUACCUGAUGGGCUGCCUGAAAUGAAGUCUACCAGUGUACAUGAAGUUACUUCCAGACCUGCAAAUAGGCCACCUCCAAUGCCAAAUAGAAGCCCACCACCUCCACCGUCAUCUGGGGGUGUGGGAGGUGGGGGACAACUUGGCGCCUUCUGGUCAUCUCAACAUGCAAGGGACUCCUUUGUUGAAGAAAAGAGCAAGUCUAAAUUUGAUGAUGAAUCUAGCUAUAACCCCUCAAGACAGGAUAAGAGUCAAUCUGAGAAUCAUACUUUAUCCAAAACUUAUAGCCCUGUAAAAGAUGAAAAUUCACAAGCUCAUGCCACUCGAAGGAUUGUUCAUGGUAAAUCACAUGUAUCUCAGGAUGACAGUUAUAAGGACUUUGAAAUAAAUUUCAUCCAGAAAGACAUAGAACGUGGCAUGGAGAGGCCAAAAUCAUCCCAAGCUGAGAGCACAUCUUUAUUUCAAAAUGAGGCUUUUAAUAAUUUUGUUGCUGAAUUUGAUAGCACUAAGCUGAACUCCAGAGUCGGUAAUAUCAAAUCAGCGAGGGAAGAAGAACUAGAGUCUGAAAUAGAGAGGCUUAAGGACCAGCUGAAGCAAGCAAAUAUGGAGAAGGCAGAAAUGACUUCAAAGUAUGAAAAGCUAUCUGCCAUUUGCCGAUCUCAGAGACAAGAGAUUCAGGAGCUUAAGCAAGUAGUGGCUGCCAGAACUCCAUCGCCAAAUAAGUACCAAGCCUCCCCGAAAACUCAACCAUCGACAAAUACUCUGGUAUCAUUCUUAUUGAUAUAUUUGCUACUGUGUUUUUAUUCAAUUGUUUAUGUUAAGUAUUUAUUCUUUGUGCAGCAAGGAGAAUCCGAUUGGAGUAUCCCAAGUCCAGAUCAAAAGCCAUGGCACGCAUUUGCAGAUGAUUCUAAGCCACAACAGCAGCCUCCUUCAAAGGGAAACAGUCCUCAAUCUGUUAGGACCAGAAAUGCAAACCAGAGAAAGCAAGCUGAAUCUGAGUCUUGGGGUUUUGGAGCAGAUAGUUUUACAGCUGCCCCUGCUGCCAGCACUCAGACCUCAAGGCCCAUAAAUGAAGGAAACAGUUCUCAGCACUUCAGCGGGACAAAAAUCAUGGAAAGUCAAGCAGCUACUCAACCUGCUGGAUGGGCUGGUUUCUAGCUUAUGCUACCUGCGAAGCUAUAUGGAACACUUCAGAUAGAAGUAUUACUCUUUCCUUUGCAGUUCUCCUUUAAAAAGAUAAGAAUACAGAAAAGUUAAAAUAUAUAGCUUCUGGCUUGUUUUGUUGUAUCGGGUGCUUUGUUUUGAUAGAUUUACAUUUUCUAUACAACAUUUGCCCAUGAUUAUCUGCAAUAUUCAGCUACUACAUCUAUAUACUUUUCUGCGCA